Molecule: messenger RNA, 3383 nt
Organism: Anolis carolinensis (green anole)
Lineage: Eukaryota; Metazoa; Chordata; Lepidosauria; Squamata; Anolidae
Gene: coro2a
Product: coronin 2A
Exons: 12
Coding region: 705-2255 (516 amino acids)
Molecular function (GO): actin filament binding
Source: RefSeq, a predicted model, not a curated record
CCAGUAGUUAAAGUGGUGUCAGAUUGCAUUAAUUCUACAGUGCAGAUGCAUCCCUAAACAGCCUGUUAUUCCAUUUUGUUCAGAUCAUUCUUCAGAGGGGAUUAAAUUUUCAAGCACUGUACAAUAUUGAGUGAAAAUAAAAAGUUACUUACUCUUAAUCCAUUUGGUGCUUUUGUCUUUGACAAUUUAGAGAAGGGGAAGAAAGGGGGCAAGUGUGGAGAGAGGGAAAAGCAUACAGUGCAUGGGAAACAGGCUACGGCAACAUGUGUCUGUCUCGAGGAGAAACCCAUGCUGGUGGAAGCCAUUGGAGUUCAACUUGAGCUGUGGUUGGUGCCCUCAAGCUGAUCAAUCAAACUGCAGGGCAGACUAGUGAUGCCCUGGGGUCACAGGUAAACAUGCAAAGACUAUAAACAGAGCUGACUCACCUGACUGGCAGGAAGGCAGCUAUGGCCACGCCUAAGCAAGCAAAGUUUCAAGUUCCAAUUCCAUUGUGUUCUUUACUCCACACACACUGGACGGGUGGUGCAGGCUGAAGGUAGACGUGGAUAAUAAGUCAGCGUGGGUUGCUGAACCAAUCUGUGCCCAGAUCUUUUUUUUAUGGAAAACCCUGUAGCACUUUGUUUUUCAUGAGAGUGGUAGAACAUGGCCAAGGAGACCUUUUAGAAGCACUUAUUUACUGUGAGCAGUUUGCAAACAAAUGAAAGAUGUCAUGGUGCCCUCAGUACCGCACUUCCAAAUUCCGCCAUGUUUAUGGAAAGGCAGCCAACAAGGAGAACUGCUACGACUGUGUCCCUAUCACCCAGAGUGUCCAUGACAACCACUUCUGUGCUGUGAACCCACAUUUCAUUGCCGUUGUGACAGAAUGUGCAGGUGGAGGAGCCUUUCUUGUAAUACCAAUCAGUCAAACAGGAAAGCUCGAUCCACAUUACCCUCGCAUCUGUGGCCACAAGGGAAACGUUUUAGACAUUAAGUGGAAUCCUUUUGAUGACUUUGUAAUAGCUUCGUGCUCCGAAGAUGCAACAGUUAAAAUCUGGAACAUUCCUCAGCACUUACUCACCCAAAGCAUCACUGAGCCACAGAAGGAGCUUUUUGGUCAUACGCGCAGGGUGGGGCUCAUUGAGUGGCACCCCACUGCAAGUAAUAUCCUUUUCAGCACUGGAUACGAUUACAAAAUCAUGAUCUGGAACCUUGACACCAAAGAGUCCGUCAUUCAGGCCCCAGUGCAGACAAUCAGCUUCCACACGGAUGUGGUCCUCUCUAUGUCAUUCAACACGGAUGGCAGUCUCUUGGCCACAGCCUGCAGGGAUCGGAAAAUACGGAUCAUCGAUCCCCGCGAGGGAACCCUCCUGCAGGAAGCAAACAACAAGUCUCACAGAGUGAAUAAAGUUUUGUUUCUAGGAAACAUGAAAAAACUGCUCUCCACGGGGACCUCCAGGUGGAAUAACAGGCAGAUUACACUAUGGGAUCAGGAUGACCUUUCUGUGCCUUUACUUGAGGAGGAUGUGGAUGGCUCAUCAGGUCUCUUGUUUCCUUUCUAUGACCCAGACACAGGCAUGUUUUAUGUCCUGGGCAAGGGAGACGGGAAUAUUAAGUACUAUGAGAUAAGUUCAGAGAAGCCAUACCUCCAUUACCUGAUGGAAUACCGCUCCCCUUUGCCCCAGAAAGGAAUCGGUGUCAUGCCAAAGAGGGGUCUGAAUGUCUCAUCUUGCGAGAUCUUCCGAUUCUAUAAACUGAUACCAGUCAAAAGCUUGAUUGAGCCAGUUUCUAUGAUUGUGCCUCGGCGAUCUGAAUCGUACCAGGAAGACAUCUAUCCAAUGACAGUUGGAGUCCAGCCAGCGCUGACUGCACAAGAGUGGCUAAGUGGUGCUAAUAAAGGUCCUGUAUUGAUGUCUCUUAGGCCAGGCUCUGUAAUCUUGAACUCUUUACCACCCUUUCCUGAGAAGGAGCCAACUUUGGAAGAAACAGAAUCUGUCAAAAUAGCUGACACCUCUGGAAAAUUAAACAGAAUCCAAGAGAAGUGGGGUUAUAGGACAGCAGACAAAAGAGGAAAGGAAGACAGGCCAGUGGGGUUGUCUAAUGGCUUUGACGUUUUUGAGUGUCCUCCACCCAAAACAGAAAACGAGCUGCUGCAGAUGUUUUACCGUCAGCAGGAAGAAAUCCGGAGGCUCCGUGAACUGCUGAUCCAACGGGACGUCCAACUGAAACAACUGGAGCUGGAGAUUAAAAACCUUCGCAUGGAUUCGGGUCGGUUUUGAUUGGAUCUGGCUUGGCUGCCUUUGAGAGGCAGCUCCAAUCUAGGACAAUGUUUGCCCCAAAGUACCUUGAUGGGGAAAUGAUGGAUUGGAAAGAUGACUUAUGAUUCACUGGCAAAUCAUUACCUGCCUCACGUGCCCAAUUCCCAGAAGCUGGAGACCACUGAGGCUCUUAACUAGUGCUCUGUUUACUAGUCACCUUCCUUCCUCAACUAAAAAUGGUCCCAGAUUCAUUCUGAGUUGGAGAAUCUCAAGGGGAAGACAAAGGCCAGCAACCUCCUUGUACCUGUGUGUGCCUGGUGCUUGAAGUGCUGGACAUCUCUCAAGUUGCAGCCUCGGUGCCCAGCUGUGGUUGGCAGCACAGUUGUCUGGGUUUUUAAGGCUACCAUCUACACAGCAGGAUGAAGACAAAGCCACUAGGAGCAGCUCAGGACUCUCUUGUUCCCUUCCAAAGUCGGGUGGCAGAGUGGCAUGGUUUUGCCUUGGGUUGUGUUUCCUGUUGGCUGGAGCAGUGUGGGUGGGACGUGUCAAGUCAUUGCCUUCCUUUCAAAGAUUUUCCUUUUGGGGGGAGCAUAGUUGGGUUCAAGAGGUGAAGUCAAAAGACAGGAUUCUGGAAUGAAUGCUGUCCCUUCGGGUGAGAAGGGUGGGAUAGAAAUGAUGGAAAUAAAUAAACAAAUGCUCACAUGUUGAGCAUUCAGAACUGGAUGAUAGCCUAGUUCUGAGAAGUGGAGCAACUCAGAACUAAAGCAAAAUCUGUAGCUCUAGUUAAUACACUCUUUCAGUUCCACCUGUAAAAGUUGCUAAGGAUCACUUCAUGCCUUAAACCAAUCCUCCAAGAUGGCUUUCUUCCAACUAUCUCAGACUUUUGUCUUCUGGGUUGCUGCUUCUCUGGGUCUCCAAAGGUUCUACUAGAACUAGUAUGGGACAUUGCAGUACGAAGUCCAGCAAAAAAGCUAACGUCAGCUUUCAGGUAAUCUUGAUCAUUCUCCGUCCUUCUCUGUUUUGCCAGGUUCAGAGCCAUAAAUUAUGUGCUUUAGCUUUCUAUCACUGUAAGAUCGCAGUAUGUUUUAUUCAAAUCGUUUUACAUUUUCUGCUUUGAGUUUGCACUAAAUGCUUUUUUUCCCCAGCCUC